AUGUCUGUCUGUACGAUGAUGGUUACGGAGCCGGUGUCGAGCUUGAUAUCGUCGCCCACGAUAUAUCUCGACGAAAAGGGCGACCUGCGGCUGCACGUGGGUUCCGAGAUUGACGAGACCCCUCAAGAUUUCGUCGUUUGCUCAAGGGCCCUCGGUAGAAGCUCCCCGGUUCUGAAGACGAUGCUGUUCGGCGGAUUCGCCGAAUCGCGCCCCGCAGAAAACGCUGGGGAAUGGAGCGUUGACCUGCCUGAAGAUGCGACGGAAGCAAUGGAAAUCGUGCUCAACAUCGUCCAUGGCCGCUUCAAUCUAGUUCCCGAGAAGCUACCCUUGAUGCGCCUGUACGACGUCUUAACCAUUACAGAAAAGUACGACAUGACGGUUAUCACUCGGCCGUGGGCUCGCACUUGGAUGCAAGGUGUAAAACAUGAGAAAGACAACGCGCAUUUACUAUGUGUGGCUUGGGAGCUUGGCGAUGCUGAGACGUUUGAGGAGAUGUACAAGAAGAUCACAUACGAGUCUGUUAUCGACCUCAAGGGACGCUUGGUUUACGGUCACUUUGGUCGGGUCUGGAAGCUCGGACCAGAGGGUUACAACUUUCCUCUUGACAGAAUCGUGUAUCUGCGGCCGCCCGGAGUGUUUGAGAACAUCAUCAAGCAUCGUCAGGCUUUGAUAUCCGCCCAUCUCGAACGUUUCGUCAUCUUGUACAGAUGUCUUAAAGAAGGCUGUCGAUACAUGAAAGGAUAUUACCACAGCUCGCCAGAUGCCGAGGAGUGCAAUAGCAUGCUGUUGGGGUCGCUCGUCAGAUGUCUCGCCAAAGGAAAAGUAGACAUCACCAUGCCAAAUCCUUGCGAGUCUCAUAGGGGAAAUGUGGAAGCUCUCGAAAAGGCAACUAGUGCUGUCAAGCUGUUGACAGUGCAUCGUCCGUCACCGGCCAAUCAGUGUUUGAAGCGUAUAGAGGAGGAGUUGGCAAAAGGGGCAGUGGCUGCAGCUGUUGCUAAAACGGAGUUAAUGGUUCUGCAACCGGAACAACGGGGGUACCUUGAAAAGCAGGCGCAUAAAACUGGAGUUGUUUUCGCUGGUUAG
Colletotrichum truncatum is the source of this 1083-nucleotide messenger RNA. RefSeq lists its product as uncharacterized. NCBI's taxonomy places the organism in Eukaryota, Fungi, Ascomycota, Sordariomycetes, Glomerellales, Glomerellaceae. The record is from RefSeq and is a predicted model, not a curated record.